Molecule: messenger RNA, 1041 nt
Organism: Soboliphyme baturini
Lineage: Eukaryota; Metazoa; Nematoda; Enoplea; Dioctophymatida; Soboliphymatidae
Source: the annotation of a GenBank genome assembly
AUGGUCGACUAUAAAGUGACGGCGUUGCCAGGGCCAAAGUCUUUGCCGUCCGACGAGCAGGAAGACUACUUACGCACGGAUUCCCCUCUGGACGAGAGUACCCCCCUGCGGCCAACGGCCUACCCGGCCGAGCCCGGCAAAACGGCCAUCGCCAUCGUGCUACUGAUCGUGUCCGUGAUCAGUAACGGACUGGUCGUCGCCCACAUUCACCAAGUGGCCACCGCGAACCUUAACGACACCUCGCCGUUGAACGAUCUCGUCUUCGACCUGGUGCCUCAGCAGCUGUGGGCGUGGACCGUCGCCGACGUGCUGGUUGCCGUGUGUAGCGCCGUUGCCUUCCUGCUGAUCUUGUUCCACGCCCAUUGGUCGAUCGUUCUCCGCCGUUUCGCACUCCUCGUCUCUGUACUGUACCUGUUGAGGGCGCUAUUCCUCCUGUGCACGUACUUGCCGCCUCCGUUCCCGGAUGCCGUUGACCGAUGCUUGCCCCCGAUCGUUAUUUCUGAGCAGCCUCUGGAAUACAUCCGUCGUGCCUUCAGCCUGGUGGUGACCGUCGGCAUCAGCAGCGACUGUAGCCGCAUCCUCUGCGGAGACACGAUUUACAGCGGUCAUACGAUGGUCUACUGUAUGGUCUGUCUGAACGCUUGGUACUACUGCCCACAGCCGCUCAGACCGUACGUCCCGGUCGGAAUGACCGUGGCCGUCGUUUUUGGCCUCAUUGCUGUAGUCAUUUCCAGGCAGCACUACACAAUCGACGUGGUGAUUGCUAUUUUCGUUACAUUCGUCAUCUUCUACGGCUACCACCACUGGACAUAUUGCAAACGAGAAUUACCGGAGCGCAAGAACCUGCGAAUCAUGCGGCCCCUGUACAUCGUAUUUCUGUUCUUUGAACUGCAGGUACCUAGCGGCCAGCUACCUCGCGAUAUGAGCUGGCCGUUCCGUAGACCGAAGCUGCUGGUUCGUUUCUUCGACCGGCUGAGCCAUCGAUACAGUCGGCCGGGUGACGGUGUCUGCGACAACCCAAACGCCGUACAUUACUGCUGA